This is a messenger RNA of Didymodactylos carnosus, 1525 nucleotides long. NCBI's taxonomy places the organism in Eukaryota, Metazoa, Rotifera, Eurotatoria, Philodinida, Philodinidae. The record is from the annotation of a GenBank genome assembly.
ACUCAAAUUUUAGUUUUGACUGGGCAAAACUUAAAUUUAAUAUUAUAAUUUGAGUUUUGCCUGAAUAUAAUUAUAUUAUUUAUAAAUUAAAUUUUGACAUCAUCUAAGAAUGUUCCUGACUUCAGUCAGGUGACAGUCUGCUAUUACGUGUUUCAAAGGGAGGAGAAGAGACUGAUAGGUCAUUUUCCAAAAACCAAGUACAAUGGAAAGUAAUAGAACAACAAAUAAACCUUAUAUUAUGUAUUUAAUUUUCGCUUUGGUUGAAAUUUAAAGUCACAGAGUGCAGUUUGUCUUUAUUUUGUAGAUAUAAAUGUCGUUGGUAUGACUGAAAACGUACUUUUUUUGCUGUUAUUGCAGCAGUGAACUUGACGACAUGAAUAAGUCAUAGGUCAUUGUACAUAACAAGGAUUAUCAGUCUUUGUGAUGGAUAAUAGUAAAGAGAGAAAACAUCGACUAAAUUUCUUAUAUUAAAAAUGUCUUCUUCAAUUGAAAGUAUUACUAUGUUUUCUGCUGUAACUACUGUCUCUACCGUUUCUCCAGAUAGUACUGAAAAAGGUUUUUAUGAUGAGUUAGAAAAACAUCUCUGCUGUUUACAGCAAAAAUAUCAGCAGAAAUCAGUUAUUAAAAAAGAAACUUAUGAUAAUAUCCUCAAAGCAUUAUUACUCGAAAAAGGUAAGACUUUGGAUUCUGUUUCUUCAAAUUUUGUUUUCUGGGCCAGGAAAAGUUUGUUUUGGUGAAAUUCGCUGGAGUCGAUCUUCUUUGUUGUUUGAAGACGAAAAAGCCUGUGUGUGUAUGUGAAUCGCUGUUCAAUAUUUCAAGUGAAUCUCAUGCGAGUGUAUCGCAUGGUGGGAGAGAUAAAACGCUAGCUGAAGUGAACUCCCAUUAUUCCUGGGUACCAAGGUUUGCUGUGGAAAUAUUUUUAAAACUUUGUAUUGCCCGUUAGGUGCGUAAACCAGUUAAACAGCCCUUUGUAUCAAAGCCCAUUAUAUCAUUGGGUGUAACGGCAAGACUACAAAUAGAUUUGAUUGACAUGCGUACACGUCCAGAUGCAAUUUCAAGUGAUGCUGCUUUCCAGUGGAUUCUGAAUUGUAUCGAUCAUUUUCCAAAGUUUUCUUGGGCUUUUGCUUUAAAAAAUAAAUCAGCCGUUGAAGUAGCGAAAUGUCUGGAUGAAGAACAACUCCCAACGCCUAUUGAAGAUAGUCUUGAUCAGACGAAUGUUGGAGAUAGCAACACAAAUUCACCAGCUAUUAUCGAAAACGAGCCUUAUGCGUUGUAUCCAGAUGAUCCACAGUUAGAUGAUGAUGCUACUUCUGUUGCUGCAUGUCUUCUCGGCCUUUCAUUUACCUCUGUUUGCACUGUUCCUGUUCUUAAUCCUUCAUUUUUCAUUGAUAAUCUCAUUUCUUUUGAUUCUCCACCUUCAAAAAAUGUUUCACAUGUUUUGUUGGCACCACCUUCUGUAAUAGUUUUAGAUAAUUUUGUUCGUGGUUUUGAUGUUCUUGAUGAUCUAAAUUCUAUUGCAGCCUGA